Messenger RNA from Staurois parvus, 399 nucleotides. The record is from the annotation of a GenBank genome assembly. Lineage: Eukaryota; Metazoa; Chordata; Amphibia; Anura; Ranidae.
GGGGCCCGGUGCCUGUCGCCCCGCCUGGGGGUCCGGUGCCUGCCGCUCCGCCCGGGGGCCCGGUGCCUGCCGCUCCGCCCGGGGGCCCGGUGCCUGCCGCUCCGCCUGGUAGCCCGAUGUGCCUCUGCCCGGGGUCCUGCCCGAUGUGCCUCUGCCCGGUGUGCCUCUGCCCGGAGUCCAGCCCGAUGUGCCUCUGCCCGGAGUCCAGCCCGAUGUGCCUCUGCCCGGAGUCCAGCCCGAUGUGCCUCUGCCCGGAGUCCAGCCCGAUGUGCCUCUGCCCGGAGUCCAGCCCGAUGUGCCUCUGCCCGGAGUCCAGCCCGAUGUGCCUCUGCCCGGUGUACCGCUGCCCGGAGUCCUGCCCGGACUGUUUGGAGCGUCCUGAGGCCGCUCCUUGAGGGG